Messenger RNA from Halichondria panicea, 1071 nucleotides. RefSeq names its product retinol dehydrogenase 11-like. The record is from RefSeq and is a predicted model, not a curated record. The transcript has 2 exons. NCBI's taxonomy places the organism in Eukaryota, Metazoa, Porifera, Demospongiae, Suberitida, Halichondriidae. The coding region runs from base 54 to 1037 and encodes 327 amino acids.
AGAACUUCUGUCUGGCUGGAUACUACAAAAGUGACUCUGAGUCGAGUGAGGACAUGUGGGGAUCAGUAGCCAUUGUGUUAGUGAGUGCAGUAGUGAUGCUACUGGUUGUCAAGCACAGGACAUCCCUGAAGAAGCACAUGUGUCAAUCCAAAGCUCAUCUCAAAGGAAAAACAGUUUUGGUCACUGGAGCUAACUGUGGAAUAGGAUAUGAGACUGCAUUGGAACUCGCAAAGAGACAAGCACGAGUUAUUCUAGCCUGUCGGAAUAUCGAAAAUGGGGAGCAAGCUGCAGUUAAAAUUCGCCAGAAAAGUGGUAAUCAGGACAUUAUUUUCCUUCAAUUAGAUCUUGAAUCGAUGGUUUCAAUCCGUCUAUUCGCUGAGAAAAUCUUGGAGUUUGAACCACACAUUGAUGUUUUGCUAAAUAAUGCUGGUGUGAUGUAUCCUGAAUAUUGUGCUACGGAAGAUGGAUUUGAGUUACAUAUGGGAGUUAAUCAUCUAGGCCAUUUUCUUCUGACAAAUUUGUUACUGGAACGUUUGAAAGAAUCUCAACCAAGUAGAAUUGUCACCGUCUCUUCACUUCUUUACAAAAACUGUGACCAAUUUGACUUUGAUAAUAUGAAUAGUAAAAGUGAAGCACGUCUGAGCACUCAACCAAAUCGUCAUGUAGCUUACUGUCAGAGCAAACUGGCUAAUAUUUUGUUCACCCGAGAGUUGGCACGACGACUAUCAGGCACACGAGUUACAGCUAAUGUCCUCUCUCCUGGGAUGGUCCAAACACGACUUGGACGACACUCUCUCCGCAAGCUACCAUUUGCUCUACAGCCGCUGGUAUAUGUUGUUCUCUCGCUGCUCUUUAAGACUCCUUGGGAGGGAGCUCAGACAAGCAUCCACUGUGCCCUGGCUGAGGAGAUGGAGGAGGUGUCCGGAGCAUUCGUUCGUGACUGUCAACAAGCUCAACUCCUCACAGAUGUUAGCAAGGAUGAACAUGUAGCUAGGAAACUAUGGGAUGUUAGCUGUAGAUUAGUAGGAAUCGUUUGAUUAUGGUUGUUUGCUUGUAGGGUGCUUUCCCCUG